Molecule: messenger RNA, 1350 nt
Organism: Penicillium digitatum Pd1
Lineage: Eukaryota; Fungi; Ascomycota; Eurotiomycetes; Eurotiales; Aspergillaceae
Product: SNG1 family protein
Cellular component (GO): membrane
Source: RefSeq, a predicted model, not a curated record
AUGAGAGAUAAAACCGCGGUAGUAAACGGUGACACUCGCCCACCCGGGGCUGUAUCAUUCUUUGAUCCAUCUCUCAAGGAGGUUCGACAGCGGGUAUUCUACCAAUGGGCUCGCACUUUGUUAAUUUUGUGCGUUUUUGCGUUCGGUGUGCUAUCUCUCUUCUGGGGAGUCCAAUACGGCACGGAAGCCAAGUACCCAGCGUUGAAGAUCUGGAUUGUCGAUUUCGACGGCACAGUUGAUCCAUAUCGCUCCAAUGACACCAUCGUUGGCCCGGCAGUUACGGAUGUUACCAACAAAAUUUUGCAGUCCGACGGCCUUCACCUCGGUUAUACUAUCAAAUCUCCCGCUGACUUCAACUAUGACCCUUCCGCUGUGCGCCAGGCCAUUUACCGUGAACGUGCCUAUGCAGCAGUAAUAAUCAAGCCCAAUGCGACAAAGCUACUUCAGGAUGCAGUCACGGAUGGCAAUACAAACUACGAUCCAACCGGUGCCAUUGAGACAGUGAUCAUAUCUGCGCGGGAUGAAACCACCUACUUCAACUAUAUCCUGCCCGAUCUGGCCACCUUACAGGGCAAGGUGCUAUCGGAUUUCGGUCCACAAUGGGUCCGCUCUCUCACCUCAUCCACCAGCAACCUGUCGUCCGUGCCUCCGCAGGUGAUCAACCCGGGCAUUGGGUUCACGACCGUCGACCUACGUCCUUUUGCCCCAGUUGUUGCCGCGCCUGCCGUGACCAUCGGGUUAAUCUAUUUGAUUAUCAUUGCCUUCUUCAACUUUCCAUUUAUGAUGCCUAUUCAUGCCCAGUUCAUGAAACCGAAUGGCCAUCCGCCGCUCAAGUUGCCACACUGGCUCAUUUGGCGCAUUCUCUCGAGUAUUGUGGCUUACUUCUUUCUUUCACUGUGCUACUCACUCGUGUCUCUGGCUUUCAAGAUACCGUUCAGCAAUGACCCUGCGUCGGAGGUCCUGCCCGCAACCAAUGCCAAUGCCUAUGGUCGUGGCUCAUUUGUCGUAUUUUGGAUGCUGAACUGGGUUGGCAUGGCUGCUUUGGGAUUCCCCUGUGAGAACAUGGCUAUGGUUCUUGGCUUCCCAUGGAGUGCGUUAUUUCUUAUCUUUUGGGUUAUCACGAAUGUUGCAACGGGGUUCUAUGCCAUUGAUUUAGCUCCGAAGUUCUACAGAUGGGGGUAUGCAUGGCCAUUACAUCGAAUUGUCGAUGCUCUGCGAACCAUAAUUUUCGAUGUCCAUUCGCGCAUUGGGUUGGACUUUGCUAUAUUGUUCAUUUGGAUUGCAAUAUCCUUAGCCUUUUACCCUUUCGCGGCCUUCAUCAUGCGGUGGAAGAUGAAGCGGGGGAUUUAA